CGCUUAUAAGGGGGGAAAUGAGACGCAGCCGUCAGUUAGCAGACAUGCGCCUCCUCCUUCUGUUCUUGGUCCCCCUUGUUGCAGAGGGCAGCAUUCUUGGAGCAAUCCAUUCGCUCCUGAAUUACAACGAAAAGCAUGAACCAUCGGAAGAUUUCCUCUUCGGCGCCAUCCUCGCAAAGGGACAACUAAGUGCUACUAAAGUAGUCAACAAAGAUAUAGCAAAUGACAUUGAGAUCCUAAAAGAAAUAAUUGACAGGAUCUUCGAAAAGAAUGGACGAUUUUAUAUCAACAAGGAUUCGGUGGGAAGGGUAGAAGAAUCAAUGAAAAUAUUGAAGAAAGAUGGAGUUGAACGAUUGAGAACAGAAGGCGAUCUUCCAUAUGAUCUUGAAUAUAACUUCCAAUACGGUACUCCAUCCAUGUUCAAUUCAACAGUUUGUAUCACGGAGGCUUUUUUGGCAAACAAAAUAACGGACUUUUGCCUGAGCCAAAUGACUGAUGAAAGUGCCAGGGGCUAUACCUUGAGCCACCAAGUUCUAUAUUUCUCCUUAGCAGCAUCGAUGUCACCAUUACCUUUCACAAGAGAUUUAUUAGAUAAAAGAUGUGCAAGAGUUCUAACUGAAGUUACUUCGGCAUUAAGGAAUGGACUGCCUGUGAAAUUUCGGGACCUAUUCGUUGAAGAAGUUGCUGUUUGUGGAUUGAGUAACUACUCAGAGUUUUUAACAAAGCCAGUGCUGGAUUUCAUAUUGAGUCUACAACAUCCAAAUGGGUGCUUUUCAUUGGCAGGUCCACUGGACAAAUGUAAUGAGCACUUAUCAGCAGUAUCUAUGUUAGCUUUGACAAAUUUUUUGUAUGCUCACAGUCAAGGGAAACCGUUUCCAUUUGAUAGUUAAAAUUGACAGUAAUAAUAAAAUACAAAUGCAAUCAUUAGAAAAAAUAUAAGUUAACAA
This is a messenger RNA of Nezara viridula (southern green stink bug), 947 nucleotides long. NCBI's taxonomy places the organism in Eukaryota, Metazoa, Arthropoda, Insecta, Hemiptera, Pentatomidae. The record is from the annotation of a GenBank genome assembly.